UAUACGCUCCUGUUCAUAUAAUACACUGCAAUUCGCCUAUCGGCUACAUUCUGUGUUUGGUGCUAGAUUGGUCAACAGUGCGGUAGUCUGUAGUGAGCCGACACCCUCCUAACUUGUACAUAUUUUUUUACACGAAAGCCUAACCCCACAACAGACUAAACAUGUGUGACGAGGAAGUUGCUGCACUCGUAGUUGACAAUGGAUCCGGUAUGUGCAAGGCCGGUUUCGCCGGUGACGACGCGCCACGUGCCGUCUUCCCGUCGAUUGUUGGACGCCCUCGUCAUCAGGGUGUGAUGGUUGGCAUGGGUCAGAAGGACAGUUACGUCGGUGACGAGGCCCAGUCAAAGAGAGGUAUUCUCACUUUGAAAUACCCCAUCGAACACGGUAUUGUCACCAACUGGGAUGAUAUGGAGAAGAUCUGGCACCACACCUUCUACAACGAACUUCGUGUCGCCCCGGAAGAGCACCCAGUCCUGCUCACUGAGGCGCCAUUGAACCCGAAAGCCAACAGGGAAAAGAUGACCCAGAUCAUGUUUGAGACCUUCAACACACCCGCUAUGUACGUCGCCAUCCAGGCUGUGCUUUCCCUGUACGCUUCUGGUCGUACCACCGGUAUUGUGCUUGACUCUGGAGAUGGUGUUUCGCACACUGUCCCCAUCUACGAAGGGUAUGCUCUUCCCCACGCUAUCCUGCGUUUGGACUUGGCUGGUCGUGACUUGACCGACUACCUCAUGAAGAUCCUGACCGAGAGGGGAUACUCGUUCACCACCACCGCUGAGCGUGAAAUCGUCCGUGACAUCAAGGAGAAGCUCUGCUACGUCGCCCUUGACUUUGAACAAGAAAUGGCUACCGCUGCUUCGUCUUCCUCGUUGGAGAAGAGCUAUGAACUUCCUGACGGCCAGGUCAUCACCAUUGGAAACGAGAGAUUCCGUUGCCCUGAGGCUCUUUUCCAGCCUUCAUUCUUGGGAAUGGAAGCUUGCGGUAUCCAUGAGACCACCUACAACUCGAUCAUGAAGUGCGACGUCGACAUCCGUAAGGACCUGUACGCCAACACUGUACUGUCUGGUGGUACUACCAUGUACCCAGGAAUUGCCGACAGAAUGCAGAAGGAGAUUACCGCCCUCGCACCUUCUACCAUGAAGAUCAAGAUCAUCGCACCACCCGAGAGGAAAUACUCCGUAUGGAUUGGUGGAUCUAUUCUUGCAUCGCUUUCCACCUUCCAGCAGAUGUGGAUCUCCAAACAGGAGUACGACGAAUCCGGCCCAUCCAUUGUCCACAGGAAGUGCUUCUAAGCGCACUAUACUGAUAGUCAUUUACCCACAUCUUCGCUAUCACCACACUAAAACGAAAAGAAAAGAAAAGAAAAAUAUAGAAAGAAAAAAGAACAACACCGCCAACUUCUAUGAGUCUCUUUACAACCAUGUGUGCUGGGCAACACCACGAUCGAUCAAUGGUAUAUAUAUUUACGUUUAAUCUGAUACAAGGUUUUUCCUUUAUAUUGGAUCAAGUGGAUUAAUUGAGAGAAGACUACAUCCUUGGAGGCUCCUUAAAGAUCCUUGCUCUACUCAUUUUUCAUCAUUUAACUAGAAACCAUUAUAUCUUAAAAGUGCUCCCAUACCUUACCCCUGAAACCCCUUUCCCGGACACCCCUAUUCUCCUCAUUUCCCUACUCCCAGUUGUAUUAUAUAUCAAAAAUAACAUACCAGCCUACGGUAGUGUAUACCUAACAUUCACUGCAUAUUAUAUUUUUCAUUGCGAUAUUUUUUAUUCGCGAAAUUUAAUUGUAUUAUUAUUAUUUUUUUUCUCCGCCGCAUUCUAUACAAGCAUUUCUAUUAUAAACAUCUUCUUCGCGAGUAUGAGUAUGAUAUUAGUCACAUUGUACAAGAUGAAUUUGUAGAUGGAGUGAGUGCAAACUUUUAAUGGGGAAUAGAAUCCAUUGGAAAGUUGUCUUAUUUUUAUUCUACAAACUGACAGAAAGCAUUGGUACGAAUAUACCACAACUAUGAUUACUCUGCUCUUGUAUUUAAAUAUAUGAUAUUUGUGUUGACUUAGAGGGCGCAUCAUUCCGGGCGGGCAGGCCUCUAUCUUAUUUUUUAAUUAUUACUGUUAUUAAUUAUUAAUUGAAGAAAGGAUUGAAAGACUCUUGUAAGGAGAGACCGCCGGCCCAAAGCAAAAUAUAUCCCACAUGCUCGCUCAAAACAUUAAACCUGCAAGCUUGAUACAUUGUGUUGAUUCGACAAUUUGUAAGAUAUUGAUAUAAAAAGAAGAAAAACGAAAAAAAUGCAAAAAUACUACUUUUCGUAAUAUUUAAUAUUAUAAUAAAAUGAGAAUAGAAACGAAUGAAAGGCGUAACAAUUUUGUAAUACUGUAGGACAACGCAAAUUUUUCAGAUGAAAAUUUUUCCAUCAUUGUACGAACAUCAUUUCAAUGUUCUUUCUUACAAAAAAAAAGAGAAAAAAAAAACAAAAAAGAAAACUUAAAGACGGUUUCUUGCCUUAGUGGGCGGGAUACUGCCAAAGUGAUUAUUAAACACUAGCCAAAGUAUUAUAAUUUAUUCCCAUUAUAUUGUGCAAGACCACUCACGUACACAAACUUAAGAAGACUACUUUAGACUUAUGGGAUUAUAAAAUAAAAAUCUUAAAAACAUUUAA
Diprion similis is the source of this 2651-nucleotide messenger RNA. RefSeq names its product actin-5C (gene Arp1). The record is from RefSeq and is a predicted model, not a curated record. Bases 162 to 1292 code for a protein of 376 amino acids. Lineage: Eukaryota; Metazoa; Arthropoda; Insecta; Hymenoptera; Diprionidae. The transcript has 2 exons. Gene Ontology annotation, biological process: mitotic cytokinesis.